Populus trichocarpa (black cottonwood) is the source of this 1278-nucleotide messenger RNA. Its product is annotated as B-box zinc finger protein 32. Bases 318 to 1067 code for a protein of 249 amino acids. Lineage: Eukaryota; Viridiplantae; Streptophyta; Magnoliopsida; Malpighiales; Salicaceae. The transcript has a single exon. The record is from RefSeq and is a predicted model, not a curated record. Gene Ontology annotation, molecular function: zinc ion binding.
CACCACCACCACCAUAUAUAGCCAGCCACCUCUACACUUCCUUUCUCCUCUCCUUCAUUUCUACACACACAAUAUCCCACCACCCAUCCCAUCACCGCCCUUUUUUAGCCUAUAUCUUUCAGCCCCCGCCCCCACCACCUCUCUUUAAAUUACCACCAACCACUUUCUUCACUGCCGCCUCGCCCUCUCUCUCUCCUUAUUUAUCUCUUCAAAUCUUUAAAGAGACUUUCACGACAUCGCUCAAGCUUUCUUGAUUUGUAAUAUUUUAUUGCUCUGACGUUGAUUAAAGCGUGAAAGCUGGUGAUCAUAAAGAAUUAAUGGCUGUUAAGGUUUGCGAGCUUUGCAGAAGAGAAGCUGGUGUCUACUGCGAUUCAGAUGCUGCGUAUCUUUGUUUUGACUGUGAUUCUAACGUCCAUAAUGCUAACUUCCUUGUUGCUCGCCAUGCUCGCCGUGUAAUCUGCUCCGGUUGCGGUUCUAUCACAGGAAAUCCAUUCUCCGGCCACACCCCAUCUCUUAGCCGUGUCACCUGUUGCUCUUGCUCGCCAGGAAACAAAGAACUGGACUCCAUCUCCUGCUCCUCCUCUAGCACUUUAUCCUCCGCUUGCAUUUCAAGCACCGAAACGACGCGCUUUGAGAACACAAGAAAAGGGGUCAAGGCCACGUCAUCUUCCAGCUCAGUGAAGAAUAUUCCGGGGAGAUCCUUGAGGGAUAGGUUGAAGAGAUCGAGGAAUCUGAGGUCAGAGGGUGUUUUCGUGAAUUGGUGCAAAAGGCUGGGGCUCAAUGGUAAUUUGGUGGUACAGAGAGCCACUCGGGCGAUGGCGCUGUGUUUUGGGAGAUUGGCUUUGCCGUUCAGAGUGAGCUUAGCGGCGUCGUUUUGGUUCGGGCUCAGGUUAUGUGGGGACAAGUCGGUUACGACGUGGGAGAAUCUGAGGAGAUUAGAGGAGGUAUCUGGGGUUCCCAAUAAGCUGAUCGUUACCGUUGAAAUGAAGAUAGAACAGGCGUUGCGAAGCAAGAGACUGCAGCUGCAGAAAGAAAUGGAAGAAGGGUGGGCUGAGUGCUCUGUGUGACGGAGCCGUACGUGCGAGCAGACCGCAGAGUGUCAUGUGUGUAAGAAGUUCACACGCGUGUGUGUGUGUGUGUGUGUGUGGAGAUUAGGAAAUUUCAAUGUUUUUGUAGUAGUUUUUAUGUGUUAACGACUGAAGAUGAACGUACAUUAAGAAAUUUGUCUCAAAAAUCAAAAGAGAUGUUGAGAUAAGAAAAACGACUCGUUUUUAGUUA